CAUACACAUACACAGGGUCGAUUGGGUUCUCUUCCUUUGGAAUUCCCCUCUCUCCCCCGCUUCCGUAUCGCCUUAGUCACAUUCCCGAUACAAGACACGUUCCUUCCUUUCCCCCCCUUUUCCAGUAACUCGUCCGUAUGCUUUCUUCGACCGUCGCUCGAUACGCUUUGCGUCGGACUGCGAAUCCCGCCGUCGGCGCCGUCCGCAAUCUCAACGUACACGAAUAUAUUUCGAUGGAAAUCAUGAAGAACCACGGUAUCCAAACACCGGAAUGUUACGUAGCCAGCAAUCCGGAAGAAGCCGAGAAUAUCUUUUUGAAUUCAUUGAAUCGACCCGGAGCUCCCAAAAAGGAUAUCGUCAUCAAGGCCCAAGUGCUUUCGGGAGGUCGCGGCCUCGGAACCUUCAAGAACGGUUUCAAAGGCGGGGUGCACAUGGUCACCAAGCCGGGUCAGGCUCGCGAGUUCGCCGCUGCCAUGCUCGGCAACGAGCUCGUCACCAAGCAAGCCCCCAACGGCAUUGUCUGUAAUAAAGUACUCUUGAUGGAACGCAUGUACAUGCGUCGGGAAAUGUAUUUGUCGAUCCUGAUGGACCGGGGGUCGCAAGGACCGCUCUUGGUGGCCAGUCCGAGGGGCGGAACCUCCAUUGAGGACGUGGCCGCCACCAACCCCGAAGUCAUAUUUACCCAGCCCAUUGACAUUACCGAAGGUCUCACGCCGGAGGGGGCUCACCGCAUGGCGAGCAAUCUGGGUUUGGAAGAAGGUUCCACCGGACACGACAAGGCGGUCAUACUCAUGCAGAAUCUCUAUAGCAUGUUCAUUGCCUGUGACUGUACGCAAGUCGAGGUCAACCCCUUGGCCGAAACUCCGGAAGGCGACAUUGUCGUCUGUGACGCCAAAGUCAACUUUGACGAUAACGCCGAAUUCCGGCAGUCGUCGAUCUUUGCCCGGCGGGAUACUUCUCAAGAAGACGUCCGUGAAGUCGACGCCAGCAAGUACGAUCUCAACUACAUCGGACUGGAGGGGACCAUUGGCUGCAUGGUCAACGGAGCCGGCCUGGCCAUGUCGACAAUGGACAUUAUCCAGCUCAAGGGCGGGUCACCGGCCAACUUUUUGGACGUUGGCGGUGGGGCCAACGAAACGCAGGUCCAGAAAGCCUUUGAAAUUCUCAACUCGGAUUCGCAGGUCAAAGCCAUCCUCGUCAACAUCUUUGGUGGGAUUAUGCGCUGUGACGUCAUUGCCACCGGAAUCAUUAACGCGGCCAAAGAAAUCGGUAUCAACAAACCCAUUGUCAUUCGUCUGCAAGGCACCAACGUAAACGAAGCCAAGACAUUGAUUGAGGGUUGUGGGUUCCGUAUGAUAUUGGCAGAGGAUCUGGAAGAUGCGGCCGAAAAGGCCGUCGGAGUGGCCGAGAUUGCGGCCCAAGCCGAAAAGAUCCAGGUAGGCGUCAAGUUUGAAGGCUUUUCGCUUUAAAAUGUCACAAGAGCCACACUGUGGGAUACCUAUACGUCAAAGUUUACUCCGUAUCCCAAUGACGAACCAUUUUGGCCUAGUUAAAUUUACCACUUUUUGUUGGAUU
This is a messenger RNA of Phaeodactylum tricornutum CCAP 1055/1, 1575 nucleotides long. RefSeq names its product beta chain succinyl-coa synthetase synthetase. Gene Ontology annotation, molecular function: succinate-CoA ligase (ADP-forming) activity; ATP binding. Gene Ontology annotation, biological process: tricarboxylic acid cycle; succinyl-CoA metabolic process. The coding region runs from base 138 to 1469 and encodes 443 amino acids. The transcript has 2 exons. NCBI's taxonomy places the organism in Eukaryota, Bacillariophyta, Bacillariophyceae, Surirellales, Neidiaceae. The record is from RefSeq and is a predicted model, not a curated record. Gene Ontology annotation, cellular component: succinate-CoA ligase complex; mitochondrion.